Molecule: messenger RNA, 1200 nt
Organism: Recurvomyces mirabilis
Lineage: Eukaryota; Fungi; Ascomycota; Dothideomycetes; Mycosphaerellales; Teratosphaeriaceae
Exons: 2
Coding region: 1-1200 (399 amino acids)
Biological process (GO): lipid homeostasis
Cellular component (GO): endoplasmic reticulum; membrane
Source: RefSeq, a predicted model, not a curated record
AUGCGCGAUCCAUUCCCCAUCCCACCACCAGAACUGCUGGUCCGCGUUGUCAAGCCUUUCGCAGACGCGCUAUCUCUCUCAACCCUACCACUACACGCUCACGAAGUUCUCUUCGCUCUAGGCUUGUACACCUUCACGUGUACGGUGGUCUCACCCUGGCUCUCGAACAGCUUUUACCCGCAGCGAUACAAGGCUCUUGACCGCCGAACUAAAGUCAGCUGGGAUGUCCAUGUCGUCUCGUUCGUACAGUCCUGCAUCAUCUGCAGUCUAUCACUGUACAUCAUCCUAUUCGACGAGGACAGGCACACGUGGAGAGGUGCUAAUGCCUGGGAAAAGCGGGUAUGGGGAUACAGUGGUGCGACUGGGCUGUGCCAGAGCUUCGCGCUUGGGUAUUUCUUGUGGGAUCUUACUAUCUGUGCUUGGAGAGUGGACAUCUUUGGUUGGGGAAUGCUCGCGCAUGCUAUAAGUGCUGUAUCAGUGUUUGCGCUCGGCUACCGACCCUUCUGCUACUUCUGGGCUCCGGUAUUCUUGCUCUACGAGUUGAGCUCGCCCUUCCUGAACAUCCACUGGUUUUGCGACAAAGUCGGCCUCACAGGAUCAACCAUUCAAGCAGUGAAUGGCGCCGUGUUGACAUUUUCCUUCUUUGGCUGUCGCAUCGUCUGGGGCAUAUACAACUCAUUCAACACCUUCCAUGAUAUCUACAGCGCCUACACAGCCGGCCACGCGAAUGCGCCACUGCUCACAAGCGACUCAAACAUGCGGACCAGUGUAAGUGGAGAUAUGGGUAUCUACUAUGACAAUGGCAGGCAGGAGAGGGCUUUCAUGGGAGAGCAAUACUUGCCACUUUGGCUGCCUGCUAUCUACCUGGCUUCGAAUCUUGUCCUCAAUGCCCUAAACAUCUGGUGGUUCUACAAGAUGGUCGCGACUAUCCGGAAGCGCUUCGAUCCGCCUUUCGGCACCAAAGGCGUGGGACCUGAUAUUCUUUACUAUGAGCCUGGGUCUAGAGUAAGGACCAUGACCGAUAGCGUGAAGGAUACUGUACAGGCUGCGAAGGAGAAGGUGGGACUGUCCGUAGGUGCUGCGGCUGCUGAUCCGGAUGAGAUUGACGUUCAGCGUGGCGUGUACGCGGACGGAACAAGGAGUGUAGAGGUCACUGGAACCACAACGAGAGGAAGUGUGAGAAGUCGAAGGAAAGCUUGA